UUGAAUUGGUUUUUCAGAUUCAGAAGAGUAAAUCGGUGGAAAGGACGAGAAAAGGACCGAAGGUAACGUCACGGCCACGUGCAUCUUUAUCACACUGAGUCAGUAGUGACAAAUGUGACCACGCGCAGGAUUGUUGUAUACAUUUGUAUGAUUAUAAUCUCGUUUUUUAUGAUUUUCACUGUUUUUUAACAUUAAUGAUAUUACUGACAGCGUUUUUAGCACUUGUUGCAAUCAGGUCGACUGUCGCUAAAGAAACUGAUUUUGUCCUCUGCAGUUUCUGCGGCUAUAACGUCUCCCCUGCGAGCACCUUAGUGAAUAUACAAAGCCCUGCUGCAACUGUGACCUACAAUCAGACGCUGUUCGGCGUUAACGGCCUUCAGGUUCAGUCCGUGAAAAACGAUUUGGGCCUCAAAUUCGACGUUAUCAUCUCGACAGGGAGCACGUGCGUACCGUCAGCCAUCCAUAAGUGGGAGAUCGAACAUUCCUGGUUCCCGGGUUACGCUUGGAAAUACUGUCUCUGCUCUAAAUGCCAGACGCAAGUGGGAUGGGUAUUUGAACCGUUAGCAACAGCAACUGAUGAAAGAUUGUACGCCUCCAAGAACGGAUUUUACGCACUUAGACUGGGCAAUAUACUAAGUGAACAUUUCGCAGAUUCCAUCGUUGCAUCACCAAACAUAUAGUGAAGAUGUCGACUGAACUCUCAUCCGAGCAGGUCGAAUUUUUGGCAAAGUGUGAAAAAGAUUUCAUCCACAGGUACACAGAAAAGGACGAUGAGUUCUCAAUCGUCAUGGCUAUAGGUGUGUCGCAACCUCCUCUGGUCGAACCUUGGAGGCCCAAGGGUCUCAUAAGAAAGCAUUCUCAGCCUCCUAACUAUGAAGAUGAUGGUCAUAAAAGAAGACGAUAUAAUUAAUAAUAUAUUGGUGUUUAUGGCUGCAAUUAUAUAUCAUAUAAGCAUUUUUAUAAGAGUUUGUAAAUUCUUGUUUAUAACUCAAUCAGUUUGUGUAUAAAAUAUAUAAAACUUUUCUCAA
Messenger RNA from Cimex lectularius (bed bug), 1028 nucleotides. RefSeq lists its product as uncharacterized. Bases 195 to 680 code for a protein of 161 amino acids. NCBI's taxonomy places the organism in Eukaryota, Metazoa, Arthropoda, Insecta, Hemiptera, Cimicidae. The record is from RefSeq and is a predicted model, not a curated record. The transcript is spliced from 6 exons.